Molecule: messenger RNA, 4655 nt
Organism: Synchiropus splendidus (mandarinfish)
Lineage: Eukaryota; Metazoa; Chordata; Actinopteri; Syngnathiformes; Callionymidae
Gene: fbxl3a
Product: F-box and leucine-rich repeat protein 3a
Exons: 5
Coding region: 249-1568 (439 amino acids)
Biological process (GO): G2/M transition of mitotic cell cycle; entrainment of circadian clock by photoperiod; regulation of cell cycle
Cellular component (GO): cytosol; SCF ubiquitin ligase complex; nucleus
Molecular function (GO): protein binding
Source: RefSeq, a predicted model, not a curated record
CACAACAACAACACUUCGCCAUUUCAAGCUCCGGGGGGGAAUUAGGUCAACCGAUCUGAGAAGCGUCAAGUGAACGAUUCUUCGCUGUAAACAUCGCCGUCGAUCACGCUUCGGUUUGAAAAGACCCGGUAGCGCGCUCCGAUGCGUGUUCCGUGCGUGCGGAUGAGUUAUUCCAGCGCGGGCCCGGGUUGAGGUGUCGAGUCGGUUGUCGGAUUUUCCUGCUAGUGAGCUAGCCGGGUGUAAACAAGAUGAAACGAAUGAAAGGAGCUGAGGAGGACAGUGGUGGCUCCCCAAGUAAGAGCCCACCUGAAGCUCGGAAGAAGGUGUGCAAGCAGCUCAGUGACACGGGGAGCGCAGCGGGGGCGACCGGCGACACGCUCGACUUCAAAUGGGCGUGCCUCCCCCAGGAACUGCUCCUUCAUAUAUUUCAGUACCUUCCACUGCUGGACCGAGCCUAUGCCUCUCAGGUGUGCCGAGGCUGGAACCAGGCUUUCCACAUGCCAGAGCUUUGGAGGUGCUUUGAGUUUGAGCUGAACCAACCAGCCAGCUCUUACCUGAAAGCCACACAUCCAGACCUGAUAAAGCAGAUCAUUAAGAGGCACUCCAACCACCUGCAGUAUGUCAGCUUCAAGGUGGACAGCAGUACGGAGUCGGCGGAGGCAGCGUGUGACAUUCUAUCACAGUUGGUCAAUUGCUCCCUGAAGACCCUGGGGCUCAUUUCCACAGCACGGCCCAGUUUCAUGGAAGUCCCAAAGUCUCACUUCAUCUCCGCCCUGACCGUGGUGUUUGUCAACUCCAAGUCGCUGUCGUCCCUGAAGAUCGACGACACGCCAGUGGAUGAUCCGUCUCUGAAGGUGCUGGUCGCUAACAACAGUGACACCUUGAAACUGCUGAAGAUGAGCAGCUGCCCUCACGUCUCCCCAGCAGGGAUUCUCUGCGUAGCCGACCAGUGUCACGGGCUGCGAGAGUUGGCGCUGAACUACCACCUCCUCAGCGACGAGCUGCUGCUGGCCCUCUCCUCAGAGAAACACGUCCACCUGGAACACUUGCGCAUUGACGUGGUGAGCGAGAAUCCGGGCCAGCACUUCCACACCAUCAAGAAGAGCAGUUGGGACGCCAUGGUCAAGCACUCGCCCAAGUUCAACCUGGUCAUGUACUUCUUCCUCUACGAGGACGAGUUCGGCCCCUUCUUUAACGACGAGAUCCCUGUCACGCACCUUUACUUCGGCCGCUCCGUCAGCAAGGAGGUCCUGGGCCGGGUGGGCCUGCACUGCCCCCGUCUGGUGGAGCUGGUGGUGUGCGCCAACGGCCUGCGUCCCUUGGAUGAAGAGCUGAUCCGCAUCGCCAAACACUGCACGCAGCUGUCGGCCAUCGGCCUGGGCGAGUGUGAGGUGUCCUGCAGCGCCUUUGUGGAGUUUGUCAAGAUGUGUGGGAGGCGACUCUCGCAGCUGUCCAUCAUGGAGGAGGUACUGAUUCCUGAUCACAAGUACUCCCUCGAUGAGAUCCACUGGGAAGUUUCCAAGCACCUCGGCCGCGUCUGGUUUCCGGACAUGAUGCCGACUUGGUAAAAAGGGUCCGUCAUGUGAAGUUUGAAAAGGAGAAGCAGCCUCCGUGUUCUGAAGCUCGGCAGUCUUUGGUACCGGCGGCGAUUUUUGCAACUGACUAUGGGAAGUCACGAAACAAAAAACAAAAACAACCUGCCUCUUUUAUCAGCUUAACAGACUCUAAAAACCUGCUUUGCCUAAACUUGACAGUAGAACUCUGGGUUCUCGACACAUAGAAGAUCGCACACAACGCAGCAUCCACUUUUUAUACCUAGAGGUGCAGUCGCAGGGUCAGGUAGUGGCGGUUCACGUGUGGAUUUCGGGGACGACUGCGCAGAUGCAUGUUGUUACACUACUCGCUCUUUACAUCGCAGCUCAGCUACUGGAGAUCAGGGGAAGCCACAGAGAAGUGUCCUGAGAUAGUCCCCUUAUUUUUAUUUGUAAAUAGAGAAAAGCAUGGCACAGGAGUUGAAGCCAAGCGUGGAUUUGAAAUGGAAAAAUUCAUUUCCACAAGUUUGCAUCCUCUUGUUGUCGGUUGUGUGUGGGGAGGAGAAGUGAGCCAGACCACGAGGAGGAAGCGUGUAUAUAUGUCUCUUUAUUUGUGACGUGAAGGUGUACAGUCUUGAGUGACGUCAUGGGUUUAUUGAGAGUUAUAUUUUUUUUCCACAGAUGAAUCGGCUUUAUCCACAUUUAUUAAUACUAUUUCUGUACAGACCUAAUUUCCUGAAGCACCUUACAUGAAAAACCAAAUGCUUUUCAGAACAAACGGCGGCGGCCACGCUCACAUUACACAGGACUUUAGUGAAGAGCAUAGGUGUGGUCACCAAGCCCACGCGCUGAGAUGAGACACUAACAUAAGUCACUUCCUUUUCUUUGCUUUGGCUGUGCCUUAAAUCUCUUCAGUGGUUUGGUGACCAACAAUCAUUUUCAUGAAUGUUUGAAGACCCUGCUUCACAUGGUGAGCACAGACAUGUUCAUGUUUUUGUUCCAUUUGAUGGCAGUUUUUGGUGAGGCACAUUUCACUGAAUUUUGUUUGGUUUUUAAGUGUUGGUUCAGUAAGCUUCAAGCAUGAGGAGGAAUGUGAGCGUUUGACACUAUUUCCCUUUGAUUUAUAUUCCCCUCUGUGUGAAGGCUGAUCCAGUAGAAUUCAAUCGCUUGGUAAUGUGAACGUGGCCAAAAAAACCCCGCCAGAUUUGAUCACUGACACUGACCCCAGAACAGUGUACAUAGAGCUGCACCCCAGCUUCAACAAUGUCCGAGUGUGUGUGUGUAAGCGCCAUCAUGGCGGCCCACUGCUUUACGCUGCUCGCUUCUUCAGGUGCGCGGAAUAUUUCUCUAAUGUUUCAUUUAAAUCUCCUGCCAUUUGCCUGUCCAGACCACAAACCUCUGCCAAGCAGUUUCAAACGGUGCCGCCCUCCCGUGCGGAAGGUUCUGGGAGCGGCGGUUUCUCACUUCAAAGUUACUCCUGUCCAACGCCUCUGUUCAUUCCAGACGAGAAAAGAGAGUUUGGCAAGUCAGAUGAGUGAAACAAAUGGUGUUUUUCCUUUAAGAAGGAAGUUAGAUGAAUCUGUAUAUAAAAACGCUGUGUGUUUAUUAUGAAUAGAAAUGUACUUAAUUUCUGUAUUGCGCCCGCUGUCAGGGUUGUUGAAGUUUCUUAACCUCGCGUCUCUUUCUCAACCAGAGUUCUCCUCCACUAGAUGGGUCUUUUUGUUAGCCGCUACAUGAAAAGAGCUGUUAUUUAUUGGUUUAUUGGUGUGGUCGUGUCUGCGCUUCACGGUUAAGACGAAUCAGCAGGGAUGAUUUUCUUGGAUCACGCCACUUCGGUGUCAGUGUUUCUGACUUCAGCCUGGGGUUCCUGCUGCUGCAUUCCAUUUGUGUCAGAAGCUGGACUCUUACCUUUGUUCCCGGACGUUUCACCAAGAUAUGUGACGUGGUAAUUUGACGGAAGAAAGACGGACUUUUGAAAACUGGUGUUGCGUUAUAUGCAGUUAAAUUCAUGUGAGAAAAUCUGGACUUCUGCGCUCAGCAGGGGGCAGACAUGGCUUGGAAUGCAACUGGUGCUUUACUAAAAACUAGGGGCGGGACUCCAUUAAUUGAGUGUGAUUUAUCAGAGGUUUUUAAAUUAAUAAAUCACGAAUAAUUGCAUUUUAAUAUUUGGCUUAGAUUGGUUGCAUCCAAGGUUUUUUUAAACUUAAAUUUUCCUUCAUAAUGGAUGUUUUGGUUGUGACAUCAUGUCAUAUAAUGAGGUGCACUGGGAGUAGUUGACUGAAAAAUGGUCCCUGUGAAAGACAGUUUUGUUUUUAUGCGAUGAGUCUGUGGUAUAUGCAUCGAUUCAUUAUCUUGGAUGAAUUCAUCAUAAUCUGACGAAUCUUAUAACCGGAGAUUCAGAUUCCUUCAGUGGCCAUUUUGCACAACAAAAGAGAGAUGAGUCUUCAGAGGCUCCACUUCUGACCAUGAAUGGAAUGGCAGCAUCAGGAAGCCAGAGAAGGUCGAUGGUGGCACGGCACCUCCAUCCUGUACGCUGCACGACCACAACGUACUUUCUGUGUUUUCAGUGAACCAAACAAGGAUCAUGUGGCUCCAAACCUUCACCACGGAUGAUCAGCAUCCUCCAGUGGCCGAGCUCUUGUGAGAGAACAGGGGAGACUCGUUGACGCUUGCUGGCUGAGUCUCAGGUUCCAUCUUUGUUUUUGUUUUUUCCAAUAUUUAAAUUGGGUUCAAAUACAAUAAGUGAUAAAAAUAGUUGAUGUUAAAAAAGGGCGUGUGAUUGUCAUGAAGCCAUUCCUUUCACUGCUUUAUUUAUUCAGCAAAAUGAAAUAUAAAAGGUUCUCGGGUCACGCCACAUAUCGGCUCGUGCUUUUCCUCAACUCUUCGAUGGUUGGUGGAAUUCACCGGGAGACACUUUAGUUCCUGCUUACGUCAGUUGCUUUCUGUCAGCAGCUCUUUUUCAAGCUCGUUCGUUCACAAUCAUCUAAUCAUUUGACACGAUGACAACAUUGUCUUCGCGGCCGUGCGGAAAAGAAAUAGCUCUGCUUUCCCCGAUCAUCUGUCUUCAACGAAAAAGGCUUUGGACUUGUGAUCUUCUGCUGGUAAUAAACAUUUGUGAAUGUA